Messenger RNA from Aethina tumida (small hive beetle), 1320 nucleotides. RefSeq names its product odorant receptor 22b-like. Lineage: Eukaryota; Metazoa; Arthropoda; Insecta; Coleoptera; Nitidulidae. Gene Ontology annotation, cellular component: plasma membrane. Gene Ontology annotation, molecular function: odorant binding; olfactory receptor activity. The record is from RefSeq and is a predicted model, not a curated record. Bases 64 to 846 code for a protein of 260 amino acids. The transcript is spliced from 5 exons. Gene Ontology annotation, biological process: detection of chemical stimulus involved in sensory perception of smell; sensory perception of smell.
AUCGACAAAUUUUGGAGUUUUGAAAAUGAUAGUAAUGAAGAAUUAAAAGAAGAAUGCCGAAAAAUGAUUUCGAGAAUUGACAUUUAUGGCAAAUUUUAUAUGUCGUUUAAUUUUUUGACAAUGCUAAUCGUGAUUAUUUUGUCGCUGUUUUCAACAAGAGAGGGUUUAUACUAUUCGUACAUACCAAAACGUAUAGGAUUGAUUCCAAUUUGGUUCCUUCAAUUAUAUCUCUACCCAAGUAUAAUAACAUCGGUAUAUAUGUUCGAUAUUUUGAUUUAUAACAUGUUGCAAUUGAUAAUAAUGCAAAUAAAACUUUUAAAAUCUAAGAUUACUACAGUGAGUUUUGAAAAAACCAGUUGUGUCCAAAUGAGACAAAUUAUACUUAAGUAUCAUCAACACCACAUGUUUUUAGUAAGAUACACAAAACGGCUAAAUGACACUAUGGCCUUAACAUUUUUUGUCCAGUUAGGUAUAACUGUAAUAUCUCUGUGUUCUGAGAUUUACAUAUUACAAUCAAAAAUUGAUCUGUCCUAUGGAAUAAAUGGAGUUGCUUAUGUUGCACAAAGUUUUUUUCAAAUAUAUGUACUGUAUUGCAAACCUUGUCAGGACGUUUCAGAUCAGAGUAUGGAAAUCACCGAUAGUUUGUUUGGCACUGAUUGGUAUAACUCAGAUAAUGAAUCACUCAAAAAAUUGUUUUUAAUGGUUAUGAUGAAAUGUUCAGAGCCAAUUACAAUAUCUACUUUUUGUGGUGUUUAUAAUAUAAACUUAAUGGCAUGUGUGGCGGUAUUUAAAACGACCUAUUCUUUCUAUUCAUUUUUGAAUACAGUCGAAGCAAAAGAAAAUUAAUUCAUUUAUAUGAAACACAAUAAGUAGUAAAGACCAUGUAGAAAUUAAGUUUCCACAAGAGAUUCAAGUAGUAGAAAGUAUACUAUAAAAUGGUGCACAGACUACGAAAUAGUUAUAAACUUUUUUAUGUGCAAGAUACCUUCGUAAAUAUCAAAUUUGUCUACAACUGUAAAUUUUUAUACGUAUUAUUCUGUUGAAGGUUUUAUGUCUUUCAGCGUAACUUAUGUAUCCAUAUUUUGAAUUAUUUUAUGUUAAAAUUUAAACAUUACUUAGCUGUUUACAUCAUUUUAAUCCACUAAUUAUAUUUAGUAACAAAAAUAUAAAUGUAAAGUAAUACUGUAAAAACCACGGAUUUAACUAAUGACCACAAAUUUUUCCUUAUAGAUUUUUUUAUAAUUAAAUGCACAAACAACAGCACGUUUACCUUAAACAAACAAAGAUGUCACAUAUUUAGAGUAAUAAAUAAUUAGUUGA